ACCUUCGUUGCUUGAAAUCUCUCUCUCUCUCUCUCUCUCUCUCUCUCUAAGUUCUGUACCUGAAACGUUUGGUUCUUCUUGUUUUUGUUUUUAUUUUUGCUGUUUGUUUUUAGUUCUUAUUCUGCUUGCAAAUUUCAGUACUUCAUGCUUCCUGUCCAAUCAGCUUUUCUUGGUUGGAUUGUAGUAUGGCAUCCGUGAGCUUCCGGUGGAUAAUGGUGCUCUUCUUUUGAAAUGUGUUUACUUAGAUUAUAGUAAAUUGACGACAUAUAGCUCUUGUGGAAAUUUGGUGGCUCAUUUCUUAGAUCUGCUGGUUCAUUUCUUUGUUGUUCUUGGAACUGAUCCUGUGUUGGUGCUGUCUGCGACGAUAUUGUUGAACUCCCUCAGUAGUCACUAUGUUUCAUUGGAGGCAGUCUCAGAAUCACCAAGAGAAUGAUUCUUCCCAAAAAGAUGCAAAGGUCCAUGAACUCAAGGCUGCUGUUGGUCCACUCUCUGGACGUAGUUUGCAGUUCUGCACUGAUGCUUGUCUGAGAAGAUAUUUGGAAGCUAGCAACUGGAAUGUUGAUAAAUCAAAGAAAAUGCUGCAAGAGACACUAAAGUGGAGGUCAACUUAUAAGCCUGAGGAAACACGUUGGGAUGAAGUAGCCCAUGAAGGUGAGACUGGCAAAGUGUCCAGAGCAGACUUUCACGAUCGACUUGGGAGAACGGUCCUUAUAAUGAGGCCAGGGAUGCAGAAUACUACAUCAGCAGAAAAUAAUAUCCGCCAUUUGGUGUAUCUUAUAGAGAAUGCUGUUCUUAAUCUUCCCGAGGGCCAGGAACAAAUGUCAUGGUUAAUAGACUUCACCGGAUGGUCACUAAGCACCAAUGUCUCAGUCAAAACAGCCCGUGAUAUCACUAACAUUUUACAGAAUCAUUACCCAGAGAGGCUUGCCAUAGCAUUUCUGUAUAAUCCACCAAGAAUAUUUGAAGCCUUUUGGAAGAUUGUCAAAUACUUUCUGGAUACAAAAACAUUUCAGAAGGUGAAAUUUGUUUACCCAAAGAACAAAGAUAGUGUGGAGCUCAUGAGGUCACUAUUUGAUGUUGAAAACCUCCCAAGUGAGUUUGGGGGAAAUGCUACAUUGAAAUAUGACCACGAGGAAUUCUCUAAAUUGAUGGCCCAAGACGACGUGAAAACUGCUAGCUUCUGGGGUUUCGAAGGGAAGCCCUGCUAUGUUAGCAGUAAUGGCUAUUCUGGGGUUGAGGCGGCAAGAGAGGCAGUGAGAGUUGGACCACCAGCUAGCUAAGCGCGCCCGCUAUCAAUGCCCAGAAUGGUAUGUGAAAAUUAGAACCAAGUUGAGCGAGGGAGAAUGGAGUCAAAUUUAUUUGCACAUCCUUACUGCUAACCAUGAGAGAGAUCUUUAAUUCCGCAUGCUCUCUUGUUAUUCUUAUUAUUCCACGAUGAAGAAAUAAGACUGCAAUGAUUAUUGAACUCCCAUUGGUAAAUUUAAUGCAUAUUUCUCAUGAUCUGAAA
Molecule: messenger RNA, 1507 nt
Organism: Malania oleifera
Lineage: Eukaryota; Viridiplantae; Streptophyta; Magnoliopsida; Santalales; Ximeniaceae
Exons: 6
Coding region: 393-1280 (295 amino acids)
Molecular function (GO): phosphatidylinositol transfer activity
Source: RefSeq, a predicted model, not a curated record